AUGGGAAGAAUUAGCCUUAGCAUUGAUUCAAUUGCUACCGAAUUCCGGGGAGUCCAUAACCUAUUGGCAAAAAGGGAUAAAGAGAGAGAGCAGCAGAGUUAUAUGUGGGAUGCCAUUAAGGAGACCCCAAAUUUGGAUGAACGUGCUCGUUAUGACGCACUUUCUUUGUUGAAUACUAACACAAAAAAGGAUGCAUUUUUGAAAAUGUCUCCUUAG
Prunus armeniaca (apricot) is the source of this 216-nucleotide messenger RNA. NCBI's taxonomy places the organism in Eukaryota, Viridiplantae, Streptophyta, Magnoliopsida, Rosales, Rosaceae. The record is from the annotation of a GenBank genome assembly.